Blepharisma stoltei is the source of this 1632-nucleotide messenger RNA. NCBI's taxonomy places the organism in Eukaryota, Ciliophora, Heterotrichea, Heterotrichida, Blepharismidae. The record is from the annotation of a GenBank genome assembly.
AUGGAACCAAGUCAAUCAAGAUCAAGUCGAAGAAUUCUGAAGCAUCAAGCACAAAAAGAGCCUCUAAGGCCAAAUCAAAAUCAGUCUUUCCAAGAUCCAAACAUUAACAGAGAAUCUACAAUUCAAAAUAAAGGACUCAUCAAUAUUAACCUUGGAAUUCAGCCUAAUAUAAACAACUCUGCAAAAGAAUUUCCAAAAAAAGCCGAAGAAAAUAAAAACGACCAAAAUUCUGAAGAAGAAAACAGUGCGCAAAAAACAGACCCUGAAAUUGAAGACAAGGCUGAAAUGGAUGAAGAGCACAUUUCAAUGGAAGAAGAAUGGCAAAUUUUGGAUUUUAUUCAAGCGAAUGAUUUCUUAAGAAAUCUUUUUGAUAUGGAUCAGCUAAUUAUGAGCGGAAAAAAAUUAAUUUAUGAAGGGUAUGAAGGAUCCACGCUAGAAAAGUAUUUUCAAUGCUUCAGCAUUAAUUCAGGAAUUAUUAAAGAAAUUAUUGAAAUACUUAACGCGGUUUACAAUAGCGGGAUUGAGUUUACAAAAUUUCCAAGAGACCAUAUCAUUGUGAAUGGAUUUAUGCCUGAUGUAUCUUUUAAAUUUAUCCCAAGAAGACUUUCAAAAAUUGCAGAAAAGGUAAAAAUACCAGAUAAUAUGACCCCUCAGCAAGCAAGAAAAAAGUACCUAAUAAAAAUGCAAAAAGAAGCAAAUGAAUUUCUAAUGAAAAUGAUCCCUUUAAAAUGCCACACAAAAAUGUAUGUGUCAGUUCAUGAUAUCAUACCUCCUAGUCACCUUCAAUUUAGUGAAAUUACUUCAGGCAGCUAUUUACUGGAUAAAGGUGGCUUUGGCGAAAUCUAUCAAAAUGAGCUUUUUGGUAAAAAAGUAGCAAUAAAAUUCCCUAAAGAAAAUCCAGAAGAUGAAAAAAGUGAAAAAAAAGCAGUUGACAGAAUUAUAAAAGAAUACCAAAUAAUGAAACUCUUACCCCACGAUAAUAUAGUUGCUGUAUAUGGAAUUAUUAAGUAUAAAAAUAGGACUGGGAUUGUAAUGGAGUACUGCAAUCAAGGAAAUUUAAAUAAAUACUUGAAUGAAAAUCCUGAUGUUAAUAUUUCAGCAAGAUUUAAUAUUUUACUUGGUUCUGCGAUGGGAUUGGAAUUUGUGCAUUCCAAAAGAAUCUGCCAUUUUGAUAUAAAACCUUCAAAUAUCUUUUUAGCUGGCACUUAUGAUCCAUGUCCAAAGCUUGCUGAUUUUGGCUUAUCUGAGCAUUUAAAAAAUGUUAAAAAUAUCAGGCCAGGAUUCACUUUGUUAUACUGUUCUCCAGAGCAGAUAAGAGGCUCAAGCCCAAAUGAAAAAUCUGACGUUUGGUCAUUUGGGAUGUGUCUUUAUUACAUUUUGCAUACAAGGCCACCUUUCGACUAUUUAGAAUCCGCAAAAGGGCAUAGACUAUCAAGGAAAGAGUUUUAUAAUGAAUUAAAGAAAAAAAGCAGAAGACCAAGGGUUGAUGAAGAGUAUGAGUACGAAUACCCAAGAUUUGUAUCAUUAAUGAGAGAAAUGUGGACUGAAGACCCAAUAAGGAGACCCUCCAUGAAAGACGUGACUUACGGUCUCAAAAAAUCAAUAGAGAUACUGAAUUCUAGAAGAAGGUAA